AUGUCGGGGUACGAGACAAAUUUAUAUCUCUACUCGGAAGAAUUGGAAGAUCGUCCCCGUAUUUCGCUUAUACUCAAUUCUUUGGCCAACUAUAGCAACACGAUUCCAGCACCAGCGGAUCCAGAUGCGAAACCAGUCACUGGAGGAGCUCGUAUGGGUACCCUUAUCGGGGUAUACCUUCCAUGCAUUCAAAACAUUUUCGGCGUCAUUCUUUUCAUUCGGUUGACUUGGGUCGUCGGUACUGCUGGUGCCAUCGCUGGAUUUCUUAUCGUUUUCUGCUGCUGCUGUGUGACCAUGUUAACGGCUAUAUCGAUGAGUGCGAUAGCAACGAACGGUGUGGUUCCCGGCGGAGGUUCUUAUUUUAUGAUAUCUAGAUCGUUAGGGCCCGAGUUUGGAGGAGCCGUGGGCAUGUUAUUUUACACCGGUACGACUCUUGCAGCUGCUAUGUAUAUUAUCGGAGCCGUGGAAAUCGUGAUCACCUACAUGGCACCAAAUAUAUCAAUUUUUGGAGAUUUUACAAAAGACCCGAGCAUUAUGUAUAAUAAUUUUCGCGUGUACGGUACAAUAUUGCUCCUCAUAAUGGGUUUGAUCGUUUUCGUCGGCGUGAAAUUCGUUAAUAAAUUUGCUACCAUCGCUCUCGCCUGCGUUUUGCUAUCGAUAAUUGCUGUCUACGCCGGCAUUUUCGUCAACUUUAACGGAAACGACAAAUUAAUGAUGUGCGUAUUGGGAAAUCGUUUACUCAAGGACAUUGACAUUUCCGAAUGCAAUAAAACAUCGGAAAUACUUCGAACAAUUUUUUGCGGUAACGGAACUGAUGAAUUUGGAUCAAGUUGUGAUCCCUAUUGGUUAAAGAAUAAUGUGUCGAUUGUGCGUGGAAUUAAAGGAUUAUCCAGCGGCGUAUUUUUAGACAAUAUUCGUCCGAGCUUUUUAGACGAAGGACAAUAUAUUUCAAGAACGAUGAAUCCCGAAGAUAUCGAACCAUUGGACAGGCCGAGUUACAAUCAAGUCAUGGCGGAUUUAACGACAACCGUAACAAUACUCAUCGGUAUAUUUUUUCCAUCGGUUACCGGUAUCAUGGCCGGAUCGAACAGAUCAGGAGACUUGGCAGACGCACAAAAAUCCGUUCCGAUCGGUACGAUUUGCGCCAUAUUGACAACUUCCACGGUUUACUUGUCGGCCGUUUUACUGUUUGCCGGAACCGUUGAUAAUUUGCUCCUAAGAGACAAAUUCGGACAAAGUAUCGGUGGUAGAUUGGUGGUGGCAAACAUUGCUUGGCCUAACGAGUGGGUCAUUUUAAUCGGAUCUUUCUUAUCGACUUUAGGAGCGGGAUUACAAAGCUUGACGGGAGCACCACGUUUGUUACAAGCCAUUGCUAAAGAUGCGAUAAUACCGUUUUUAGCACCUUUUUCUGUAUCUUCCAGUCGGGGAGAACCCACUAGAGCUUUAGUUCUUACACUGUGCAUUUGCCAAUGUGGAAUACUUUUAGGAAAUGUUGAUUAUUUGGCACCCUUGCUCUCAAUGUUUUUUCUCAUGUGUUACGGAUUUGUUAAUUUAGCUUGCGCCGUACAAACAUUGUUGAGAACACCCAACUGGAGACCAAGGUUUAAAUAUUAUCAUUGGUCUUUAAGUUUUAUCGGUUUGUCUUUAUGCAUUGCUGUCAUGUUCAUGACGAGUUGGUAUUAUGCUCUCGUAGCUAUGGGAAUGGCUGGACUCAUUUAUAAAUAUAUAGAAUACAGAGGCGCUGAAAAAGAAUGGGGCGAUGGAAUUCGCGGUCUCGCAUUGUCCGCUGCUAGAUAUUCUUUAUUACGUCUUGAAGAAGGACCCCCUCAUACUAAAAAUUGGAGACCACAAAUACUCAUACUUGCCAAACCGAACGAUGAAUUAAAUCCAAAAUACAGGAAAAUAUUUUCAUUUGCUGCACAGUUGAAAGCUGGAAAAGGAUUGACGGUAUGCGUUUCCGCAAUAGCCGGAGAAUAUGCAAAAAAUGCGAGCGAAGCUUUGGCAGCUAAACAAAGCUUAAGAAAAGUUAUGGAUGAAGAAAGGGUCAAAGGAUUUGCCGACGUAGUCGUUGCCAAAUCUAUUCCGGAUGCUUUAAGUCAUUUAGUACAAACAACCGGUUUGGGUGGAAUGAAACCGAAUACCGUAAUACUUGGAUGGCCGUACGGAUGGAGACAAUCAGAAGACGAUCGAACGUGGCACGUAUUUUUAAAUACUGUCAGAACCGUCGCAGCGGCAAGGUUGGCACUACUCGUACCCAAAGGAAUAAAUUUUUUCCCGGAUUCGACCGAAAAGAUUUCCGGUCACAUCGAUGUCUGGUGGAUAGUACACGACGGUGGAUUACUCAUGCUACUUCCGUUUUUACUCAAACAACAUAGAACUUGGAAAAAUUGCAAAAUGAGAAUUUUCACGGUUGCUCAAAUGGAAGAUAAUUCGAUACAAAUGAAAAAAGGAUUGAAAAAAUUUUUAUAUCAAUUGCGAAUUGAUGCGGAAGUCGAAGUCAUAGAAAUGGUCGACAGUGACAUUUCAGCGUACACAUACGAGAGAACAUUAAUGAUGGAACAACGAAAUCAAAUGCUGAGGGAACUGAGACUGAACAAAAAAGAAAGCCUUGGCGUGGUUCAGGCAAUCGUCGAUCAAUACCACGAUGUUAAAACAGCUACGAAAGUACGAUUUCAAGAACCCGGAACGGAAGAUGAUGUUAAAGAAGAAAAAGAUACGGAGACGGGAGUAGAAGAAAAAACGGUUGAGGAAAAACCUCCACCGUCAGAUGAAAAACCGGAAGUCGAUGUAAAUUCCUCUGGUGAUAAUAAUAAAAUAACGGAAAAGGAAAUAUCAGAUUCUGGUGAUAAUGAUAAACCAUCAAAUUUUACACCAGACGAAGGAAACGUGAGGCGAAUGCACACGGCUGUGAAAUUGAAUGAAGUCAUUGUAAAUAAAUCAUACGAAGCUCAGCUCGUUAUAUUGAACCUUCCAGGACCCCCGAGAGAAACUAAAAUGGAAAGAGAAGCAAACUACAUGGAAUUUUUAGAAGUUUUGACGGAAGGUUUAGAAAGAGUUUUAAUGGUGAGAGGUGGAGGUCGAGAAGUCAUAACCAUUUAUUCGUGA
Pediculus humanus corporis (human body louse) is the source of this 3105-nucleotide messenger RNA. RefSeq lists its product as uncharacterized. The transcript has 18 exons. Gene Ontology annotation, cellular component: membrane. The coding region runs from base 1 to 3105 and encodes 1034 amino acids. Lineage: Eukaryota; Metazoa; Arthropoda; Insecta; Psocodea; Pediculidae. The record is from RefSeq and is a predicted model, not a curated record. Gene Ontology annotation, biological process: chloride ion homeostasis; potassium ion import across plasma membrane; chemical synaptic transmission. Gene Ontology annotation, molecular function: potassium:chloride symporter activity.